AUGGACCAAAUCACCGCGCGCACCCGUAGCUACCAACUAGAGAUGUUCGAAAGAAGCAUGCAGGAGAAUAUUAUAGUGGCGAUGGACGCAGGGAGCGGGAAAACGCAUAUAUUGGGAUAUAAUAGGCUGACCAUCACACUGCUUAUCUGGUUUCUUGCGCCUCAUGUUGCUCUAUGUGAGCAACAAUAUAAUGCCCUCCGCAUUGGCCUCCCCUCAGUGAGAAUCAAACUCCUUAUCGGCAACGAUAAUGUGGAUCGGUGGAGCGAGCAGCGCAUCUGGGAUGCGGCACUAGAUGGCGUCCGUGUGAUGGUGUCAACCCACAAAAUCCUCGAGGAAGCUCUCGCGCAUUCAUUUGUGAAGAUCAAAGACCUAGCUCUCUUGGUCUUCGACGAAGCGCAUCACUGUAUUCGAAAACAUCCUGCAAACAAGAUCAUGGCCAACUUCUACUAUCCCAAAAAAAGCGAGCAUCCUGAUCAAGUUCCACAUGUAUUGGGUCUCACCGCAACGCCCAUUGUGCGGUCAAAGCUCCAUGAAAUGAACACGGUCGAACGCAAUCUUGACGCCAUCGCAGUGACAACAAAACUCCAUCGUGACGAGUUGUUUCGCUUUGUUCAUCGACCAGACUUGGUCCCUCUGGUAUACAAAAUCGACUGCCUGGCCAAUGCCAGCACUGCUCUAGAGAGGCUACGACAAAUAUGCUCAGCUCAGGCUGUCUCUCCGGCGCCUACUGACGCUUCACGAUCUAAAAGCAUACCCCAGCCUCCGUGGAAAGAGCAACUUGCCAAGUUUCGAACCAAGGCACACCACGUUUUGAACGAGUUGGGGCCUUGGGCCACCGACUUAUUCAUUCUGGGAUCGAUCAAAGUCUUAGAAAAGUCGGGUGGGCACAACACUAGCCUCUUAUUCAGCUGGACAGAUCAGGAGCAUCGAGUUCUCACGAAACUCCUCUGCAAAGAUCCUGUGCUCUCGCAGCUUCAGUACGAUAUUGCACCAAGUCAUAACAACGUCUCAAAGAAAAUGGCCUGUCUACUAUCCUUCCUUGGAUCAAGAGACGCGAGCCAAAGCACCGCUAUAAUAUUUGUUCAACAGCGAGUGAUAACUGGUCUCCUAAGCCAGCUCCUUUCGGCCCAUCCCUCCACCAGCGGAAGUUUUCAGUGUGCGGCAUUUGUUGGCAUGUCUCAGAAUCGGGGUAAAAAGUACAAUUUGCCUGAACUCCUCGACAUGAAGGAACAGCUGCAAACCCUCGCCAGUUUCCGCGCGCGAGCCAAAAAUGUGAUUGUUGCAACCAAUGCCUUGGAGGAAGGCAUAGAUGUACGAGCAUGCAACCUUGUCAUCUGCUUUGACCUCCCACAAAACUUGAAGUCUUUCAUUCAACGGCGGGGCCGGGCUCGACAGGAAAAGUCCGUGUUUGCGCUGAUGUUUUCGGAAGAGGAAUCCCAAGAUAGGCUGGCAGAGUGGAAAACACUCGAGGAAGACUUACAGCGCUUGUAUCAGGAUGCCUCAAGAUUGAGAGUAACAACACUACAUCUAGAGCAAAGUGAGCGGGUAGAUUACUCACUCAAAUCAUCAACGACCGGUGCAACGCUCACUGCCGAGGACACUAUGGCCCAUUUACACCACUUCUGUGCUAAGCUGCCCGUCGAACCGUUCUCCGAUAUGCGACCAAUGUUCUCAUACAAGCAAGAGCCGCCUGGAUCAGAGGAGAUCACUGCAGUCGUCACCCUCCCAAACUGUGUAGACGCCUCGGUUCGUGUUGCAACAAGUCUCCAUAAAUGGAAGACGGAGAAAAAUGCAGCGAAAGACGCCGCGUUUCAAGCUUACGCCGGGCUGUACUCUGCCGGCCUUCUCAACGAGAACUUGUUGCCACUCUCUCAUGAUUUUGAGAUGCAGCUGGACGUCUUGGACAAGCUUGGAUCCCAAGUCGACAUAGACCUGGAAUACAGUCCGUGGCAGCUUGUCGCUCAAGCCUGGUCAUCGACGUAUGUAUACGAUCUUGCGGUGCAGUUCAAUUUCCAUGAACGCACCGAGCGGCCGCCUGUCACAAUGAAACUCGCCUUUCCUUGUGAAUUGCCUGAUCUACAGCCACUGAGGGUGCAGUUGACCGCGGAUGCGACUGUCUAUAUGACAUUUCAACACGAUCGCAGACGAAGAUUCAUCACUCCGACUGACAGGGAUCUCAUGAGGAAAGUGACGCAUAUCAUUAGCCGCUCGACGCAUUCUGACUACAGCUCGGACGACAGAAUUGACUUCCUAGCUCUUUUUGCGCCAGUCAUGGAAGACAUGAUGCUGCAGACUUGGCUCACUGCUAACAAAGGGAGAAUUAAGGCAUUGGAGCUUGUGAGCGUCUCUCGCAGCCUGAUCCCUCGGGGAUUCGUCCGGCACACGACAGAAGGACGACAGCCCCAGAUUUUCAACUCGUGGACGGUAAAUAAGGAUACUGCAACCUCAAAUUUGCAUCAAAUUACAUGCACUCCACUUCCAAGCAGAAGAAAUUUCAGGAUUUCUCCCCCUGAGAAUUCUGGGGCGGGAAAACUGAAGAUCAGGAGCGACAACAAGGAAGAACACCCGAAGCUCAACUACUAUCCCCUCGAGGAAUGCACUAUAGACCGUCUUCCCGUGGGAAUCGCACGACUCAACCUUCUGCUCCCCACGAUCCUCCAACAUAUCGCGAACGCGUGGAUCGCGGACCGGAUGUGCCAAACAGUUCUGAAAGAAAUCCCGUUCCGAUCCCUAGAUCUCGUCAUCACCGCCAUCACCCCACCGAGCGUGCAGUGGUGUACGAAUUACGAAACGCUAGAAUUUCUCGGAGAUUCGAUCCUAAAGCUAGUCGUGUCUAUACAGCUGUAUGACCGCCACAAGAAUUGGCCUGAAGGGUACCUCACGCUGAAAAGGGCCGUGUUAGUGUCGAACCAGUAUCUGGCCAAGGCUGCGUUAAAAGCAGGUUUGUCAGCAUUUAUCAGGACGACUCCUAUAUCUUGGAAGAGGUGGUCGCCAAUAUUCAUAUCGGACAUGAUGGCCAAAUCCUCAUGUGCCGCUCGAACGGUCCGCAUGAAAGUCCUGGCGGACGUUGUCGAAGCCCUUAUUGGGGCUGCUUUUGUCGAUGGAGGUUUUGGCUCAGCGGAAACCUGCAUUCGCCAUCUGCUCCCUGGUCUGGACAAUGAAAAGCUCUCCUUCGCAGUCCAGACAGACAAGGGGCAAAUGAUCGCCAACCAAGACAGGUUUGAAAGCGUUAUCGGAUACGAGUUCCGCCAUCCUUGUCUGUUGGUCGAGGCGUUGACGCACCCUUCCUGCGAAAGAGAUCGAUUCUCCCAAUCAUAUCAGCGACUUGAGUUCCUUGGAGACGCGGUACUCGAUUCAAUCAUCGCCUCGCAGCUCAUGACGCAUAAGGUGUCAUCACGGUCACCAGGAGUGAUGACCCGUGUCAAAUCAGCGAUGGUAAAUGCCCAUUUGCUUGGAUUCUUCUGUAUGGAAUUCUAUCGUACCGAAGAAUUUGAAUUCGUGCAACAACAACAACCUGACGGGAAGUUUAAUAUUGAGACAGAAACGACCAACAUUUAUCUGUGGCAACUUAUGCGCAGUCACAAUGACGUGGUCCGGGAUCGUCGAAUUGAUAGCCUCGAUCGAUUCGAGAAACUAGGUGGAAGCAUCCGACGGCAGCUCGACGACAGCUCGGAAUAUCCCUGGCUUGACUUGUCUAUGUUGCGGCCUGAGAAAUUCUUCUCUGACAUUAUCGAGAGCCUGGUAGGAGCCAUAUACGUAGAUUCCAAGGGGUCUCUCGAAAAAUGUUCAACUUGGCUCGAUUACAUUGGCCUCAUCAAAUAUCUCCGGCGCGUCUUGGAUGAAAAUAUUGAUGUUGUUCAUCCAAGGACGAAAGUGGAUUGGAAGACAGGUGCACAAACUACUGAGUAUAAAGUCAGCAAGAUGGCUGAUCCGGCGGAGAAAUUUCAGUGCAUCUUGUUAGUUGAUGAAAAGACUUGUGUUCAAGUUGACGGCUACGAUACUUCUGAUGUUGCGAUUGUUGCUGCUGCUCAGAAAGCGCUCAGUAUCCUUCCGUGA
Fonsecaea pedrosoi CBS 271.37 is the source of this 4056-nucleotide messenger RNA. RefSeq lists its product as uncharacterized. Gene Ontology annotation, biological process: siRNA processing. The record is from RefSeq and is a predicted model, not a curated record. The transcript is spliced from 6 exons. Bases 1 to 4056 code for a protein of 1351 amino acids. Gene Ontology annotation, molecular function: RNA binding; ribonuclease III activity; ATP binding. Gene Ontology annotation, cellular component: cytoplasm; nucleus; RISC complex. Lineage: Eukaryota; Fungi; Ascomycota; Eurotiomycetes; Chaetothyriales; Herpotrichiellaceae.